GUAAAAGUGAAGAAGAUGAGAGACGUAGUAAAGAAACAUGAAUGGGUAACGCAGAACCGUUACAGGAUAACAGAUACUGAAAACCAAGACUGAAAAAGUAAGGAUUCAUCCAUUCAAGAUGUUUUUGGGAACACCUCCUGAGAGUAGUUCAACCUCCCCUGUCCAAGAAGACAUUCCAGACCCUAGAAGUUCGGAUUCUGGAUCAGAUCACACUUUAUCUUUUCUUUCACAUAACAUGCUUCCCUGCUGGGCAACUCAGGCUCAGAAUGACCUCGUCCAGGCAGUGGAAGAUUUACAUCAGAUACAGGUUCGUCAUGCCAGUGAGAUUGAAACAGUUAACCGGGGUGUAGAACGGGCGAUUCUUGGAGUGCGUAGGGAGGAGAAGCGCCUGUUGGAGAGAGUCGAGCAGGACCAUCGGGACACUCAGCAGCGUUUGGAGCAAAUCCAGAGGGAAAAUAUAGCAGCCGCAAGGGUCAGCCAGUCUCUAUUAGAGCAAAGGCUUGAUAAUCUGGUUCAGCUUCAACAACGACUCCAAACAGAAGGUCAGUCUGUUCAAUCUGAAAAUGGACCAAUUCAAAACCCCUUACUAAAAGAGAUUUUAGAGUUUCUACAACCCUGGGAAAUCUCUGUUUCACUUAAGAGAGUGAACUUCAAACCAAGUUCCCAACCUAACGCAGUAACCUUUGGAGACAUUCAAGUGCAGCAGCAAGAUAUGUGUCUCAAUGUUGGAGGCUGUGGGCCAGAUGGGAAGUUGUGUGCUCUACAUUCACAGGAGAUCCAUUGUGAAGACACUCAUCAUCAAAUUCAUAUAGGAGAAAAAAACAUGCAAGGUCAGGGUUGGACAUCACCAACAGGCAGGGUGAUCAGAAGGAUUAACCUCUCAAACUGUAGUGAUCUGCAAACAGAGGAACAAAAGCUCUCUUCUGCAAAAAUACACCAAUGGCUUCCUAAGUGUGAACAGUUUGAAUGGGAAACAUCCCAAGUUGAUGAUAUGGGUACAAGUUCUCUGGCUGUCUCUUCUGCUCUUGAAAAUAAGGAGAUCAAAGUAAAGAGCACAGUACACAGUAUGACCAUUGAUGGCGAUUAUUUCUCACCCAGUAAUCAGAAAAAGAUGACUUCUUUGGCUGCCAGCAGAAAACCAUCCCCUUCCCCUGAAAGAAAAUGCGAGUCUGCUAAGGUGACUGGAUACUCAAGUCAACGUAACAUAGAUGGAGAUAAAGGAAAAGGGAGUCAUGACUCUAGUUGUAGACCUUGGCAUCAUGGUAGCUGUACACUUUCAUCUCAGAAGAUGACUUUUGUCAGUCAAAGCUGUCUAGAUAUUACUUCCAAAGCAAGAACUUACUCUCGUCAAAGCCAGUCUUCUGAUGAACACUCUCAGGGGACGCUUGGUGACUCUGGUCGUGCACCAUCUCCAGCAGAUAGCCUUGACUCCAGCUAUACCUUUAUUGUUAGCCCAUCACGUGACUUCAGUUUGAGCAAAGGCUCUUUGAAUAAAAGUUUUCAUCUUUCCAAAUCAGCAGUAGACCUAACACAUAAGACAAGGCCAUGGAUUAGUACCGGUGCAAAUAAGCAACGGGUGUCCAGAGUUAAGAGUGGCAACUAUAACAACACUCUAAGCAGAGGAUUCAGAGUCUUUGAAAGGGGUCAGAUCCCUCAAUAUCCUAACUCUGCAGAACACAACAUACUGCCACAGUCAAAGCAAAUUCCCACAACAACUAGAUUACAAGAAGUCCCUGUUGUUAGGUCAUUGUCCAUGUCAUUCAUAGAUGGGUCCUGUCAAGAGCAAAAGAGAAUUAGAGGGGAAGGUGAAGAGCAUGCCCUCAUGGAGUUGGAAGAGGAGGUUGAUCCAUCAUUAACAGCGCUCAAGGCAAGUGGUGCUCAUCUCACGGGGCAGUUUGGGAGACAGGGUUCUGGCCGAUCUGACCUUACACUACCAAGUGGUAUCCACGCCACACCACAUGGGCAACUCUUUGUAGUUGACUGUGGAAAUGCACGUGUCCAGGUGACUGAUCGUCAGGGGAAUGUUCUUCAGCAAGUGACUUCUCCAAACAUCAGUGGCUCCUCCAGACGAUGUCGAAACUACUUCGACAUUGCUGUCAAUAGCAAAGGUCUGAUUGCCUUAAGCUGUGCUGCAGAAAGAGCUUUGCUUGUGUUCAGCCGCCAUGGUCGUCUUCUUGAGAUUUUUGGAGGAUCAGGGUUAGGCUCUGCAAAAGAUGAACUGGAAGCUCCAAGAGGGGUGACUGUAACCAGACUGGAUGAAUUUUUGGUUGCUGAUAUCAAAAAAGGCAAUCUUAUUGCCUUGAAGCUUGACCCUAAAACCGGCUGCAGGCUUGAACGCACAGUAGUGACCGGAUUCCACAGGCCUUACUUGGUAGCAGCCUGUUUGAGCUCAGGUAUAGUAGCGGUGUCCGAAAGGGGCAAUGAAACAGGACGUGUACCCUGCAUCAAAGUUCUGGAGCCAGGUUGGAACACAGUGAGAGUUCUUGGUGUAUGUGCUGGUAUGGGACCGGUCCUUACAUGUCCCUGGGGCAUAUGCAUAGAUAAAGAAAGCAAUAUCCUAGUUGCAGACUGGGGAGAAGAGCACAGAGUGGUAUUGUACCCUGCUCAAGGCAUCGGCUGGCCCAUCAUAACGCAGGGCUUGAGUAGCCCCCGUGGUCUGACCCUGUUACCGGAUGGGCAACUGGCAGUGUCUGAUAGCAUGCAUCAUUGCAUCAAGAUUUACAAGUAUAAAGGGUCACAUGUCUAAAUAUACUGUUGAUCUUCUAGGAAAGUGUUGAGCAAACUCUGUGGUGAUGAUUAACUUAAUCACAUCUUAAAAGUGUAUAUUAUGUGAUAAAUACAGUUCACAUUACUGCUGAUAUGAAAUUCGGUUUGAUUCAUCUAGAAGGAUGAUCAGUAUAAUUAGCUGUUUACCAUAAUUAGAAUAGUGCAAUCUAGUGAUGUUGGGCUCGAGUCAGUCUGCUCGACACAGCUUUGACCUUUUUGAAGCAGGUGUGGCAUUGAGGAGUGUUUCGAGAGCGCUCCAGUCAUGCAACUGCUGAGAGCGAGGCAUCAUUUCCCCAUACUUUGUGCUGAGAUUCACAGUAAUUUCGAAUAAUCUAUGUGUUUCAAAAUUACUGAAGCUUUUUAACUGCAUCAGAAUUGCAGCUCAAACUGUGGGUUUUUUCUUUACAAUUUUAUUUCAAAGACGGUAAGAAAUUUCACAGCUCACGAUUUAUGUUCUCUACUUGGACUUGUCUAUCCGGAAGCCAAACAAAUAGAAGGGGAAUAUGAAGCUC
Messenger RNA from Cyprinodon tularosa, 3278 nucleotides. RefSeq lists its product as uncharacterized. Bases 119 to 2746 code for a protein of 875 amino acids. The transcript has 3 exons. Gene Ontology annotation, biological process: proteasome-mediated ubiquitin-dependent protein catabolic process; negative regulation of translation; protein polyubiquitination. Gene Ontology annotation, molecular function: translation repressor activity; ubiquitin protein ligase activity; protein binding. NCBI's taxonomy places the organism in Eukaryota, Metazoa, Chordata, Actinopteri, Cyprinodontiformes, Cyprinodontidae. The record is from RefSeq and is a predicted model, not a curated record.